GAAAACUCCUCUCGAGACAUUGUUACUUGCUACUAUUGUAUAUAUAAUACCUUCUAAUGGCUGUCUGAAUUAUCCAUCAACCUGAAAAACAAGGGAAGAGCCCGACGACAGAAAUAAUGCCGGGCCACCUCGGACACAAGCUCCUCAACGCCUUCGGCAUCCAACCCCAGCUGGAACCCCACCUCCCUGGUCACGGACUUGUGCAAAACGACGAACGUUCUCUUUCCACGCAUGGCAAUAACGGCACCUACCCUCGCCUCGCCAGGCUGUCUGAUGGCUCAAUACUGUCCGCAUACACCCGCUGGGAAGGCCCUACGCGCGUGCUUAAAGUAGGAAGAAGUACCGAUGGCGGCCAGCGCUUCGCGGAUUGGGGGGAAGUCACCCGAGGAAACGGCGACGUCGACAACAUGUUUCUGCUUGAGGUAACUCCCCCUGGGACCGUCUUAGCUGCAUUCCGAAACCACGACCUUGGCCCAUCGGGUCCGACCUGGUUCCGAAUUACAGUCUGCCAGUCCCAUGACGGAGGAAAGAAUUGGACAUAUCUGUCUCAGGCCGCCGAGAAGGGAGCCCCAUUUGGUCUCUGGGAACCGUUCAUGAGAAUCGGGCGCCAAGGAGAGGUCCAGAUGACAUUCUCGCAGGAGUUCGCACAUGACGAUCAGCGGACAAUGAUGGUCAAGUCGUACGACCAGGGCCGUACCUGGACAACACCUGUCUGCAUUGCCGGAGCGGAGGAGAGGCUCCGUGAUGGGAUGACCGGAAUCGCGCAGACAACGGAUAAUGGUCGAGAAGCCCUUGUUCUGGUCUUCGAGACGACCAGAUAUGGGACCUUCAAUCUUGAAGCGGUCAUUUCCUAUGAUGACGGCGCGAGCUGGCAUUGUCGCCACAUUGUUUACGCCCCGCCGCGAGGGCGAAAUGCGGGUUCACCGCAGAUUGCGUCUUUUGAAGAUGGGUCUUUGGUCGUCUCGUUCAUGACAGACGAGGAUGUUAUUGGUCCCAACUGGCCGGGUCUCUCUGCCACAAAGGUUGUUUUUGCAGGGCCUCCACGAAAUGGUCAAAUGCGUUGGAGUAAAUCCAGGCUUGUGUCUCCAGAGCCUAGUAUUUGGCCGGGUAUUUUCGCUUUGGACGCACAUCGUGCCUUGGUCACAUAUGACCAUUGUGGACCCAAGUGUAAGACGAUUACAUGGCAGCCCAAAUAAAAAUUUUCUUUCUCCCUGGCCUGUGCUGUGGAUAGGCUUUUUUUUUGGCAGAGGGGGAAAUCCGGGUGAGUUCUAGAACGGAAAUGAGAGCGAGAAAAAAGGAUUUGGACAUGUGCAGAGAUCAUUUACCGUAUGAAGAUCAUUCUUAGCUAGUACCAUAUACGGAGUACAUUGGAUGGAAAUACAAGAACAACCCUUUGUAAUCAACCUAGGUAGGCCCCAAUGAAUGAGAGUGCCAGUUUCC
Molecule: messenger RNA, 1440 nt
Organism: Monascus purpureus
Lineage: Eukaryota; Fungi; Ascomycota; Eurotiomycetes; Eurotiales; Aspergillaceae
Source: the annotation of a GenBank genome assembly